CCUUCCCUUGUCGUUCCGCCUGACUUGGCUCAGGUUUCACUUUGUUGUGGAGGAGGCAGCGUGGCGCAUCUUCUCGACUUCUGAAUGUGGUGCACUGCAGCUCUGUUUUCCGUUGUGCUUGGUGAAGACUUGGGUUCCUCUUCAUCAUGGGGGGGGUUGUCACCCUGGUGGAGCCGGUGGUGAUCCUGAACAGCAUUGGCUGCUCUUUUUAUGACACGGCAUUGACCAUGGUGGUCUACGGCUACUCGAACAGGACAGCUGGUGGCCACAGCAGCGAAGCUCAGGUCCUCUCUGCCCGCUUCUUCCUGGUCUAUGACACGCUGACCUGCCUGACCUCUCUGCUGUCCACUGCGUUUCUUGGCAGGCUGGCCGACUCCCGAGGUCAGAAGCUUCUGCUGGUGGUUCCACAGGUGGGAUCCAUCCUGGGGAAGAUGUUCCUGCUCCUUCUGCUGCUCCUGCGCCUGCCCCUGUACACGUUGCACGUUGGGGCCGUUGUGCAUGGCCUGUGUGGCGGCUCCUCGGCCUACUGGAGUGGCAUCGACUCCUUAACUGCUCUCAAGUCGGCACUGAAGACACGCAGCUUGAGGCUGAACUCGGUAGACUUCUUCUCAGGGGUCGCCGGCAUGGUUGGUGGCUUUGUGUCCGGCUACAUCUACCAGGUGAAGGCGUAUGAUGGAGAGAUGGGCAUCACCUCGACACUGGUGGGCUUGCUUGUCAUUGGUGCGGCCCUUUUGUAUUCGGUUUUCUUCCUCAUUUACCCUGCGGCUGGACUCAGUGGAAGUAGCAGCAACAGCGGCAGCGAUGGUCAGCUCGCCCCCUCUGGACCAGCAGAGCCUGACAAGAUGGCAGUGGUCCUGCUCUUCCUGUCCAUGGUCCUCUUUGUCUUGGGCAUGGCCGGGGCCGAGAACGUGCUCAGCCUAUUUGUGCUCAAGCCUCCCUUGAACUGGGAUUCGGUUUGGGUGGGCUACGGCCAGGCGGCCACCAACAUGAUGUACGUCACCAGUUUCCUUGGCGUGCUGCUCCUGUCUCGCUACAUCAGUGACACGGCUCUCAUCCUGCUGGGCAUCGUGUCCAACUGCACGGGCAUGGCCAUGAUGGCGUUUGCACGGCACAGCUGGCUCUACUUCCUUGCACGAGGGGUCAUGAUGUUCGCCUGUGUCCCUAUGCCCACCAUCCGGUCGCAGCUUUCCAAGCUUCUUCACGCUCACACUUACGGGCGUGCGUUUGGUGGUCUUCAGUCCUGCCUGGCAGUGACCAGCCUGCUGUCCACACUGCUCUUCACCAACGUGUAUCCUCUGACACUCCAGUGCUUCAGCGGCUCCUGUUUCCUGCUGUCGGCCAUCAUCAGCUAUCUCAGCGCCAUUCCGGUGCUGUACCUGAACUGCAGACGGGCUGAGCCCCGCUACAUGAGGAUCUCUGGCAGGGACAAUCCAGAGGGGCCCGCUGUUGCAGAAACAUCCUGAGGACCCCUUGAGUGAGUAUGGACUGGCACCAGAUGGGCCUGAGGCUUUGUACCCAACUGGAAGGGUGACUGAUAAGAGAGAUGGGAAAGGCGCCAUCAAAAGUGGCCAUUUGUCCUCUGUACCUGUCCUUUCAUCAACCCAAGGAGCUGUAGACUAUUAGCACCUGUCCAUUAAUCCACCCAUCCACUACAGAGUUCUGGAGAGCCUGUCAUUUCUGCAGCUGGCAUGCCAGUCUAUGGGAGAGCACUGAAUAUACAUGGGAAGCAGACAAUGACUGACUGGGGAGCCUUCAGCAGCAUCUCCAUCAGGUUUGCCCAUCUGGACAGCACAUUGUCCUUCGUUCAGCACCUUCAGGAGAGAUGAGGAGCAUUGGCGCCCCCUGGUGCUGCACUAAGGUGUAGACUUCAGCCUUUUCAGUGUUCCUCCAUGUCACAGUCCUGCUUGAAAAGGAUUCUUCUCCUAGGUGGUCUUCGAGUCUCUGGAUUGGCAGCAGCAGGAUUUUG
This is a messenger RNA of Erpetoichthys calabaricus (reedfish), 1966 nucleotides long. RefSeq names its product thymic stromal cotransporter homolog. The record is from RefSeq and is a predicted model, not a curated record. The coding region runs from base 147 to 1463 and encodes 438 amino acids. Gene Ontology annotation, biological process: transmembrane transport. Gene Ontology annotation, molecular function: transmembrane transporter activity. Lineage: Eukaryota; Metazoa; Chordata; Cladistia; Polypteriformes; Polypteridae. Gene Ontology annotation, cellular component: membrane. The transcript is spliced from 4 exons.